AUGUACUACGACCUGUUCGUGCCGUUCCCCUCGCCCGAGGUUGCGCCCGCCAAGAAGAAGAAGGAGGCAAAGGGCAAGGGCAAGGCCGCGGACGACCGCUCCAAGACGUCCACCCCGGCGCCGGCGGACUGCUGGGCUGGGCUGGACGCCGCUGAGCGCGUCAAGGUGUCGCGCGACGUCGCGCUCGCAGGUCAUCUCGGCUACAACGUCGUUGCGUACACCGUGUCCGCCGAGCAGUCGACCGCCGUCACGCCGUGCCCCUUCGGCUCGGCGGACGCGCGCACCCUCCCCUUCCCCCGCCUCGACCCGCGGUUCAGCACGAGUAGCAGCAGCAGCGACGCUGGCCCAUCACAGCCCACUCUGGUGCAGGUUACGCGCUACCACAUGCGUCUCGACGACGGCAAGGUGCACCCGAUUACUGCGGCCAACACCAACGCGCUGGCAGACUACGACAUCCUCAGCGCGUAUGUUGGCUCGGAUAAGGCCUUCCAGGUUGCCUGUGUCGAGCUGUCCAACCCUGGUCCUAACCAGAUCUCUAUCAUCACUGUCCCACUGCACGAGCGCCCGUUCUCGUUCCGCUUGAACCGCAAGCAGGUGCGCCAGGCGCUGCGCAUGGGUGUUGUGUUUGAGAUCCCCUACGCGGCCGGCCUGUUUCCCCCAACAUCGGUGCCGCAGGACGCAGCACGGAGAUACCGCCAGAACUUCCUCUCCAAUGCCCGCGAGCUUGUUCGCGUGACCGAGGGCAAGGGGAUCAUCCUGUCCUCUGGGCCAGAUGGGAGCAGCUCGAGCCUCCGUGGACCGUUCGACGUUGUGAACCUCGCAACCAUCCUCGGCAUUCCUGCCAACCUCGCGAAGGAGGCGCUUUCGUUGACGCCAAAGAAGGUGUUGCUCCGAGCUCAGGCGCGCAGGACACACAAGGCCGUCACGUCGGCACCUCGCCUCGUCCCCCCUCCAUCUGGGUCCGGCGGUGCUGCCGAAGACGACGCGAUGGAGGUGGACGGCACCGAGACUGGCGCCAAGCGCGCUGCCCCCGACUCUGCCACCGCCAACAAGAAGAGCAAGGUUGGCGCAUAGGCCGACGAGGCACAGGAGUACAUAUAGCAUGCGGACGAGGUGUUUGGGGAUUACUUGUGCAUGGAGCAUUGGCGUGUGUAUGCAUUGGAUAGAGCGUUG
Molecule: messenger RNA, 1173 nt
Organism: Vanrija pseudolonga
Lineage: Eukaryota; Fungi; Basidiomycota; Tremellomycetes; Trichosporonales; Trichosporonaceae
Gene: RPP30
Product: Ribonuclease P protein subunit p30
Exons: 7
Coding region: 1-1074 (357 amino acids)
Biological process (GO): tRNA processing
Cellular component (GO): nucleolar ribonuclease P complex
Molecular function (GO): RNA binding
Source: RefSeq, a predicted model, not a curated record